Molecule: messenger RNA, 1681 nt
Organism: Psylliodes chrysocephalus
Lineage: Eukaryota; Metazoa; Arthropoda; Insecta; Coleoptera; Chrysomelidae
Source: the annotation of a GenBank genome assembly
GCGUUUGAGAAUCCACAUCGGGCACAUCUGUCCCAUUACAUUUACGUAUACUGAAUCACGUAAUCAAAGAUUUACUACAUCUCAGAUGCAUCCGAUGUGGAUUCUCAAACGCGGCAAUAAUCGAUUCGCUUUUCGAUUUUGCCUGUCAAAAUAUGGACCCGACACCCGACUACGCGAUCUGUACGCGAUAGAACUUGAUUUGCAGGUUGACCUGCAUGUUGUACUAAUGGUAGGUGGCAUCACGGCAUAUAUUUUGACCAUAAUGAGCUUCAACUGUCAAAAUCAGAUGAAAAUAAAAGAAGGAAUAAAAAUUGAAAUUGACAAAAAGUCAGAUAUGGAAGCCUGCACAGCAGUAGAAAAAGAAAUUGAUAAAGUUUGCUCAAAAUUUGGAUACAUAAAUGAUCAUGCGAGAAGAAUAUUAUCGGAUUUGGUUAAUCAAAUUCAAAACCUGAAGGAAGAGUACGAUAACAGUAAUAGCGAACAUGUUUUAACUGAUUUACAAGUCGAUAUUUUAAGACAGAAUAUGGGUAAAAUUAAAGAUACAAUAUCUAAACUAGCUACUGAUCAUAGAGAUUUGCAUAGCACCGUUUCCAAAGUUGGCAAGGCCAUUGACCGGAACUUCGUAUCAGAUUUUGCAGCUACAAGUCGCGAGGAAAUAUUCAAUGGCACAGAAAAAAUAAAUCUCAUUAAUAAAGUUAUUUGUGAACAUUUUUAUAGGCAAGGACUGCAUGAUGUAGCUGAUGAAUUAGCUAGAGAGAGUGAUUUAACACCAGAGCCACAUGAAAAAGAACCAUUCACAGAGAUAAAUCACAUCCUAGAAAGAUUGAAAAUGAAAGAUUUAGAGCCCGCCUUAGCAUGGGCUACUGUACAUCAUGAUAGCUUAGAAGCACAAAAUUCAUCUUUAGAGUUUAUGUUACAUCGAUUAAAAUUCAUAGAAAUCUUACGUAAAGGUUCAAUUCAUCAAACAGACGCUAUAUGUUAUGCUAGGAUGCAUUUCAGAAAAUUUGUACACAGGCAUGAAAAAGAAAUCCAAACACUCAUGGGAAUGCUUUUAUAUGUUCCCAAUGGUAUAAAUAGUUCACCAUAUAGUUGCCUUCUAGAUUCAGAAUUGUGGAUUGAAAUUUCUGAACUUUUCCUGCGCGAAGCUUGUCAACUAUUAGGCGUUUGCGUCAACAGCCCAUUGACGACUUGCGUUAACGCAGGAUGCACUGCCAUACCAGCCUUGCUCAAUAUAAAACAAGUCAUGAUGCAAAGACAAGUUAGUGGAAUAUGGAAUGGGAAAGAUGAAUUACCUAUUGAAAUUGAUUUAGGAAAUGAAAAUAAGUACCAUUCUAUGUUUGCAUGUCCAAUUUUAAGACAGCAGUCUACUCAAUUCAAUCCACCAAUGAGAUUAAUUUGUGGACACGUUAUAUCAAGAGAUGCAUUGAAUAAGCUUUGUAGUGGAAACAAGAUGAAAUGUCCCUACUGUCCCGUGGAACAGACUCCAUCAGAAGCAAGACUAAUAUUUUUUUAAACGCGUAUAUAUAUAUAUUUUAUUUCACUUAAAUUGCAAUAUGGUUCUGUAAGGCUAAAAUACCAUUUUUCAUAAAUAUUUAGUAUUUAGUUUGACAUUUAUUAGUUUGUAGAUUUGUUAUACUUCAACUAAGAUUUAUCAUUUUAUUUGUGAUUCCUCCAGGUUAGU